CCUCGCCCGGAGCGACGUCACACCAAGGUGGAAGAAGACUCAUUUUUCCAGCCUGUGUUCAUCCAAAGAAAACACGCUGACAGGCUGAGCGGGAGGAGAGUCGCCUCUACCUGCAGCCGGUGGGCGCCGCCAAUUAUUCACCAACUUUUUCAUCAGCGCGUCAGCUCAGAGCGCGGAGAGAGCGCUCCGCAUCUGACUGCGCAGGGGCAUUUUCAUACCUUCAUCUGCGCUUCUUUGCUACUCCUGCCCUCACAACAGUUUAACCGUGACAGAACCCCCGAAAGAGAAGCGAGAUUCUGCAGCUUAAUGUUGGAUAUUUUCCUGGCGCAGUAAGUCUUGAGUGUGUUCCUCAUUAGACCACCUUGAAACCAUGUAAGUGCGCGGCGACAGACACCGCACAGCGAUAAUGAAGAGGUUAACCACACCUUUGAGAGCGGACAUCACUUCUUUAGCCACUUGACCGACUUUGUUGCGCAUUAAGAUGCGCCCGACUGAAGAGGAGGUGGACUUUUGCGCACUCCUUGGCGGACACUUCCCAGAGAGCGUUGACUGAUCCGCACCGUCAGAGAAAAAAACAAUCGGACCUCCUAUGAUUUUAAGAAACAAUCCCACUCGGUGUUGGCUGAGGUCGAUACAUUGAAGUUUGUUGAAGAGGGAGAAAAAAAAAUCUCCGUGUGGAGUUGCAGCGAUCAACAUGACGGCUCGUCUCUCACGGAUCCAGCUGGCCCUGUUCUUUAUUUUGCUCUGUCCGGUCAACAUCAUCGGGCUGUGGUGGGCAGUGGGAAGCCCCUUGGUCAUGGACCCCAACAGCAUAUGCAGGAAGGCGAAGCGCCUGGCAGGGAAGCAGGCUGAGUUGUGCCAGACUCAACCAGAAAUCGUCAGCGAGGUGGCCAAAGGAGCGAGGCUGGGUGUCAGAGAGUGCCAAUACCAGUUCAGGUACCGCAGGUGGAAUUGCACAAGCCACAACAAAUACUUUGGCAAAGUACUACAGCAAGAUAUCCGGGAGACAGCAUUCGUCUAUGCCAUCACAGCAGCAGGGGUGACACACGCCGUGACCCAAGCCUGCAGCAUGGGAGAACUCCUUCAAUGUGGAUGUGAAGCGACCAGAAACAAAGCUCCUCCAAGGCCGCCUUCAUCUUCCGCAUCUGGGGACGGGGUUAAAUGGGAGUGGGGCGGUUGCGGCGAUGAUGUCGAGUUUGGUUAUGAAAUGUCCAAAAGGUUUAUGGAUGCCAAGAGGAGGAGAGGGAAAAGUGAUAUCAGGACACUCAUUAACCUCCACAACAACGAGGCUGGGAGGCUGGCUGUGAAACUCCACAUGCGGACUGAAUGCAAGUGCCAUGGACUGUCAGGCUCAUGCACCUUGCGCACGUGCUGGAAAAAGAUGCCUCAUUUCCGUGAAGUGGGCGACCGCCUGCUGGAGCGUUUCAACGGUGCUUCCAAGGUGAUGGGCGGCAACGAUGGGAAGACCCUGAUACCUGUCGGCCAGAACAUAAAGCCGCCGGACAAGCAGGAUUUGAUAUACUCUGACGAGUCUCCAGACUUUUGCCUUGCGAAUCGGAAAACGGGCUCGCUGGGAACAAGGGGGCGCAUGUGCAACAGCACGGCCAUGGACAUCAGCGGCUGUGACUUGCUGUGCUGCGAGCGAGGCUACAGGGAGGAGACGGUGGUGUUUGAGGAGAACUGCCUGUGCCGCUUCCAUUGGUGUUGCGUUGUCCAGUGUAAAAAGUGCAUGGUGCGAAAAGAGCUUAGUCUGUGUCACUGAUGAACUGAGGUAGAGUAUUCAUAUACUUUAAUUAUAACCACUUCUGUUACUUUUUAGGUUCUUGCUUUUGUAUUGUUGAUGUGAAAGAAGGAAAGGAUGUAGACUUCCAUGGUUAUCCAUUUUAUAUAUUUUUUUACAGCCAAAUAACACAUGUGACACCUUUGAUUUGACAUUUAAAACAUGUUGUUGGAGUUCUAUGAGUUCUGAAAAAAUUUAAAACUUUCCAAACUACCUACUAUCUGUUUUUUGGGGGGUUUCUUCAGUUAUUUUUUUGUCCGCGGACCAAAGAAUGUUCUCUUCCAUCAAAUAAAAGGCAGAAUACAUGGAGGGUCUAUUAUUGACUAGCUAGGCAAGUAUAAUGACUGGUUCACAUGGUGAGAUUUUCAAAUCUCAGAUACUCCUCUUAGGUAAUAACAGGUUUGGACCUACAUUGUGUGACAUAUUACAACAUGGCAAACACACCACACAGACUUCACUCACAAACAUUCAGAUGCCAGAUGGAAAAUCCUGCAAAAGGUGAAACAUGGCUGACUGGGAAGAACCAGUGGCAGUACUUUAUGGAUUACAUUUAGCAGAGAGAAAAAAACAAUAGAACAGGCCAUCUCCAACUUCCACCUGUCUUUCUGGUGUACUGUGGCAGUUUUGUCUUCUGUGUUCUGACUUCUCCUCCAUGUUUCUGUCACUUUGCAUACUGAUUGGCUACAUGUCACAUUCAACAGGCUGCUUAUCCACGGGGAACAUCCUACAUCACAACAUGUUGAAUAUCCCAGAUUUGAGGUCAUUGCAGUCCUGAUGUCCUUCCAAGCAGUCUAGAGAUCACUCUUAACACACCACACAAUGCAGAAAUAUCUCAUAAUAUUAUCUUCAGAGCCACCACAAUAUCCAGAGUCUUUAAGAUUGUCAAAAGGUGAAAGAUCCAGGCAAAAAUUUGCAUUAAUAUCUUGCUGUGUGAACCAGGCUCAAGUCUCCUCCCUCCACAACAUUUAUAACAGAGCUCAGAGUAGCUGUUAAACCAAAGAGGUGUCCGGAUCAUUAAAAUGAUUUCUCUGAUGUAUUCAAUACAAAAUGGCAAAGAACCACACCAGUUAUGAUAUAAACGUGCAAGGUUGUAGAGAGUCUGUUUUGUACUGUUUGUUAUUUAAAUUUCUUCAUAGACGUUGUGGUCUGUUUUCAAUAUGCUGUAGGGUAAUACAAACAUAAAGCAUUAUGGAUAUUAAUGUCGACAUUCAAUUACUUUGUUUCAUUUUGAUAUACAGUAUGUGUUAAUGGAAUUACUGGUAUUUAGCAUUGUAGUCAUUUUUUGUCUUCUAUAAAUCACAAGUAACAAGAAAAACUCACAUUUGACAGUUGAAAACUACAUUUAGCAGAUAUUUUUAAAUGUUUGGAUUAUGUUUUUAUUUCUCUUUAAAUAUUUGCAAUGCAAAACUUUUCACACCCCUUGAACUUUUACACUUUUGAUCAUUUUAAAAACUCUGACUUCAUGUAUUAUGGCAGAGAUUUUAUGUGCUAGACCAACACAUAUCAGAGCAUAUUUGGAAAAAAGGUAUGAAAAUUAUGCAUUUUCAAUUUUCUUUUACAAAAACAAGUGCUAGUUGUGUGAUGUGCAUUUCUGUUUACCCUCCUUUACUCUGAUACCUCUAAAUAAAGUUCAAUUCCACCAAUUGCCUUUAGAGGUCCUAUAAUUAUUAAACAGUCUACUUGUAUUUUAUCUUAGUAUAAAUACAGCUUUUAUGUGAAGACCUUUAAGGUUUGACAGAGAAAAGUCUGUUGGUUGUUCACUCCUCAAAUCUGGCUUAUUUGUGUGUUUGAAUGGCCUAAUCAAAGGCCACACCUAAAUCUAAUUCAGAAUCUCUGGCAAAAUUUUGCUGUUAACAGUUUCUAAUCUGACUGAGAUUGAGCUAUUACAAAAAAUAAGCAAAAAUCUCAGAUCCAGAUGUGCACAGUUAUUAGAUAUACCUUAAAACCAUGAUGAUUUAAGCUGUAAAUAUAAUGAUAAAUGGUUCUUAAAUACAUGACAUUUUUUUUAGAUUUCAAUAAGUUUUGCUUUUUCAACUCUUCCACUUUAAGUGUCUUUGUGUUGGUCUGUUGCAUAAAAUCCCCCAAAACGCAUUUUGGCUUCUGUGGCAAUAACACAACAAAAUGUGAAGAAAUUCAAGAAACAUAAGACAAGGACGAUUUUACCUACAGCAAGAGUUUCUUCAAAAGACUGGAAAGACCAAUCGAUUCCCUUUUAAACAUUCUUAAAAACAUCUACAGAUGUGUACAUGUGGCAGGAAAGUGGUUGGGGUUAAUCAAAUGAGCUAACCAAGACUGACUUUCAACAUCUUUUGUUUUUAAGGCUUUAUGGACUAGAAAAGUAAAGUUUUUGACAUAUUUCUCCUGCAAGGAUUGAUCAACCUUAAGCAGACCAAACAAGUGUUAGGUGGUGUAUGAUUCAGGAUCACAACAGAAAUUUGUAUAAUUCUCCUGCACAUUUUGGCCAGAAAGCAAGUGAAAAACUUCUCACCUACAACUCUCUCAUUACAUUUACAAAAACAUGUAAAAUUUGUGAUUUCCUCAGAAGUAAAAGCGGAGCCCUUAUUUUAUUUACCUUGUGGCAUCAAGAAAUCAUUUCUGUUGGUUAUUUUUCAUUAGAUUUAUAUACAGAGCUAUUAAAAUAAUGCACUUUUGGUUGUUAGCUGAUUUUUGAGACUGUGCAUAAUGUAUGUGUGUCUGUAUGCUUGUGUGUGAGAAUUUGUACUGAAAAACCUACCCACGACUAUAAAAGUUGGCCAGUUAUGAGCAUAAUCUUCUGUGUAGUAGAUAAAGAAUGUGCUACACCUCCCAUACGGAACAGGACACUUUUAAUCGCUGAUUGUUUCAUUAGAAGAGUGUUUCUCAUAAACCUAUUAUGUGAUGUUAUUUAGACUUUCAUGGCCUAUUACAUACACAAUGUAAUGUAUAAUGAACCCAUUGUUUCAGCUUGUUUUAUAAAGGGUUUUUAAAGUUGGUGUGAAUGUUUCAUAUUAUUUUGCCAUGAACUAGUCAGUGACCUCUGUGUUUUCUUCUCAUUGGUUGUGUAUUAUGACUCAUAUUUGAAUGAUGGUUUGAAGUUAUAUUGUUAGUAUCACACAGAACCAUUUUGGAGGGCCAAAAAUGAUCAGCUUUGUUACAAACGAUUGAUUAUCCUGCUAUUAAAGUUUAUUUUGUCAAUUAA
This is a messenger RNA of Xiphophorus maculatus (southern platyfish), 4958 nucleotides long. RefSeq names its product Wnt family member 6 (gene wnt6b). The transcript is spliced from 4 exons. Bases 695 to 1762 code for a protein of 355 amino acids. Gene Ontology annotation, cellular component: extracellular region. NCBI's taxonomy places the organism in Eukaryota, Metazoa, Chordata, Actinopteri, Cyprinodontiformes, Poeciliidae. Gene Ontology annotation, biological process: canonical Wnt signaling pathway; neuron differentiation; multicellular organism development. The record is from RefSeq and is a predicted model, not a curated record. Gene Ontology annotation, molecular function: frizzled binding; cytokine activity.